Messenger RNA from Alternaria novae-zelandiae, 2643 nucleotides. RefSeq lists its product as uncharacterized. Gene Ontology annotation, molecular function: hydrolase activity, hydrolyzing O-glycosyl compounds; chitin binding. The record is from RefSeq and is a predicted model, not a curated record. The transcript is spliced from 8 exons. Lineage: Eukaryota; Fungi; Ascomycota; Dothideomycetes; Pleosporales; Pleosporaceae. Bases 1 to 2643 code for a protein of 880 amino acids. Gene Ontology annotation, biological process: carbohydrate metabolic process.
AUGUGGACUCAUAUCAAUUUCGCAUUCGCUCUCGUCGACCCGAAUACGUUCAAGAUCGCGAAGAUGAACUCUUAUGACGACAUGCUAUACCCUCAAGUAAUCGACCUGAAGCUACGAAGUUCUGGUCUCCAGGUCUUCAUCGCAGUGGGAGGUUGGGCAGCUGGCGGCAAAGUCUUCUCGGACAUGGUCGCAAGUGCUGCGAACCGCAAGGCUUUCAUCGGGUCAGCAAUCAAGUUUUGCAACACGCAUGGCUUCGACGGCAUCGAUAUCGACUGGGAGUAUCCUGCCGCUGAUGACCGCGGAGGUGUCGCAGCGGACUAUGACAACUUUGUGACCUUUAUGAAGGAGCUUAGAGCUGCCAGCGGAAAAUUGGGACUGACCCUGACCUUGCCCAACAGUUACUGGUACCUCCAGGGCUUUGAUGUCAAAGCCUUAGAGGAAUAUGUCGACUGUGGGGCCGAGGCAGGCGAAUGUACCGGGGAAGCGGGUAUCCUCUCCAACGCCGAGAUACAGCGUGUCAUGUCAGCUCACAACGUCAAACCCGUGUUUGACAAAGAAGCGGGUGUCAAGUGGAUCACUUGGAACUCGGAUCAAUGGGUAUCGUAUGACGAUGCAGAGACUCUGCAGUUGAAGAUCAAGUUUGCCAAUGGUCUUGGUCUCGCUGGAACCAUGGUAUGGGCUUUGGAUCUGGACAACAAGGAUGGCGAAUCCGCUCAAUAUCUCAGCGCAGAUACUUCUUCGACUGGCUUGGACGCGAUACAAAGAAAGAAACUGUCGGCCGAUAAAAAACAGGCCUAUGUCGGUCAGAUGGCAUACUGGACGCCUUGUAUGUCUGAGGACGAUCGGAAGCAGAUGGGCUGUCCUGGAGGAUACCACGAGAUUCUUGUCGGUCACGGAAAGACGUUCGACAGUGAUAGUUUCGAGCAAUCUACCGGUUGCCACGGCUCGCAAAACAGGCUGCUCUGCAUGAACAACGAAAUUCUCGAAACGAACUGCCAUUGGAAUCGACAGAAAGACGGAAUAUGCUGCGACGACUUGCAGGUCUUGACACAGGUUUGCGAGAACCAGUAUUCCGCAGACUUCAUCUUUUCGGGCGGACUAUCAGGUGCUGGAAGUUCAGACUUCAAGCUUACCCGUGGCGGCCUCCAGAAACGAUCACUUUCAAGCCGCGGUAUGCACCUGCAAGCCCGUAUCGAGGAAUCCAGGAGUGACAAGACGAAGCAACAAACACGCGACACCAUUGACACGACCAAUGACAAGAAAGAGGGUGAGAAAAAGAGAAAGAAGCGGGCCCAAGAUGGCUACAACGAUUCUAAUCCAUGCGACUCUCACUUUGAAUACGACUUCCCACAACCCCCCAAGAGCCUCGGUUAUAUCGCCGUAUAUGCCGACGAGAUCAUUCUAGGCACGGUUACGGAAACCGCGAUGCCGCACUCGAUCACGAACAUUAAUGUUCUGAACCAAAAGACGUGCCAUGGCGACCGCUACCCACAGGCCUGUGCCAACUGGCGCUCGAUAGCUACGAACUAUUUUCUGAGAACUAUACCAUGCCCCGACGCUAUCAAUCACUUCAACCCAAUCAGAGAGGCGCCCAGUGUCUGGUAUGAGGAGCACCACUCGGAGUGGACGUCAUACAUCGAGAAGAAGGUGUUUGCACCCUAUGACGGGAAAAUCAAGGACACUGAUUGCGAGUCUGACGAGUGGCCUCCCUAUAACAUAUGGGGCAGUAGAUAUACGGGUUACGCUGGUAUCUACGUGCGAUAUCUUCCGGGCGGCCAGAACGGCGGCGCUUCUAAUCAUCGUCCAUCCAGGAUCAAGUUUGUUGAUGACUGCGGUGCCGUGCCAAUACCCUGGACAGUCUCAACGGAGACUCUUGGCAUAUAUUACGGCAUCUACACAGACACAGUCUGGGAGCAGUUGCAUUUCACCAGAACGCGCACGUCAAUUGUCAUGAACUGGCAAAACAUACCUGUCAUCGCCGGCGACCCAGAUCUGCUCAAGGACAAUAUCUGCUGGCCCAAGCGCCUGCGUCCCUACGCUGAACCCGGUUUCGCGCUCAACUGGUACGAUCAGUAUUAUGGCGGUAUGGGCGCUAUCCUCAAGCCCGAAUAUGCGCUUGUACCUGCCCCGGCUGUAACGCAGGGUAAAACAAAACCAACCAGGAAACGCAGCCUGGAGAUACUCGUUCAUCCCGAUGAUAGCGUUGCCUACGUUGUAGAUGCGGGCAACAGCACACGACCAGCUACGUCGGAGGAGAUAGCCGUGGGUCUUGGCAUCGACGCCUGCUUAGACCUGCACUGCACGCAAGAGAAGGCCAAGAUGCGCAAUGACGUUGUCGGCCACCGCAAGCGACAGAUCUAUCUCAACGAGCACGAAGACGAAAUCAAUUCUAUUCUCGCUGCUGGCAUGCCGCUACAGGACCUGCAGAGCUUCGAAUCGGCUAGCUCAGAGAUGGUGCUUACGGACUCGCCGGUUGCGCCUACGCUGACUACUGGGGCGCCGUCAAGAGCUACUGCUCAGAGUCCUGUCUUUACGGUUACGGUCACGGAGACGGCGGCUCCUAUUGUUGCUGGAAGGGCUCAUGGUCAUAUGCAGGCCCAUAUGCGGAAGAGGGAACAUGCGAACCAUCAUGGUGGCAGAUAA